UCCAAGCAUGAAGGCGAUUUUGAUUAUUAGCGCCGUGUGCUUGUGCUCGGCUCUAGCCGCGGAUUCCACGAAGGAAUCGCUGGAGAGCAAUUUAAAACCAGUGAAGCGCAGUUUUGCUUUAGGGGAUCAUGCGGAAUACGGUGGCGGUUGGACCGGUGACUUUGGCGGCAGCAGCAGCCAUGGCUGGGGCGAUGAUCAUCAUCACGAUCAUGUCCAUGAGCACGUGAAGACGCAAGUGGUCACUAAGAAAAUCCCAGUGCCAUACACCGUAGAGAAACACGUGCCUUACACGGUUGAGAAGAAAGUACCGUAUGAGGUGAAGGUACCCGUCCCACAACCCUACACCGUCGAGAAGAAAGUGCCGUAUCCAGUAAAGGAAUACAUCAAGGUGCCGUACUUUGUUCCCCAACCAUACGAAGUCAUCAAGAAAGUGCCCUAUGAAGUCAAGGUCGAUGUUCCUCGUCCUUAUGAAGUCAAGGUUCACGUGCCCAAGCCAUACACUGUCGAAAAGAAGGUUCCAUAUGAGGUAAAGGUGCCAGUUCCAGCGCCAUACACCGUUGAGAAGAAGGUACCAUACCCAGUCAAGGUAGAGAUCCCAGUGCCUGCCCCUUACACAGUCGAAAAGAAGGUUCCAUAUGAGGUUAAGGUACCAGUUGAUCGUCCAUACACUGUUCACGUACCAAAACCAUACACCGUCACUGUUGAGAAGCACGUGCCUUACCCAGUCGAGAAGCCAGUACCGUACGAAGUAAAGGUACCCGUCGACAAGCCUUACCCAGUUGAGGUACCAAAGCCGGUCCCGUACGAAGUGAAAGUACCAGUGCCACAGCCGUACACUGUCGAGAAGAAAGUUCCGUACACUGUUGAGAAGCCGGUGCCGUACGAGGUUAAAGUGCCCGUCGACAAACCUUUCCCAGUCAUUAAAGAAGUACCAUAUCCAGUAGAAAAAGAAGUUCCAUAUACUGUCAAGGUUCCAGUACAUGUCCCAGUUCAUCAUGAACACCACGAUCAUCACGAACAUUACGAGCAUCAUGACCAUCAUGAUCAUCACCACGAAGAGGUGCACCAUCACGACGACGGCUGGAAACCAUCUGCAUCCUCUUAUUCCAGCACCUCAAUUCAUCAUCACUAAACUCACCGAGAAACUAAUCAACCCCCAAAUCACUUUUUAGAUACUCACUAAACAAAAUCAAAACGAUUCUUAUGUGCUGUGCUUGUUAAA
Messenger RNA from Dalotia coriaria, 1222 nucleotides. RefSeq names its product skin secretory protein xP2-like. The transcript is spliced from 2 exons. Bases 8 to 1132 code for a protein of 374 amino acids. The record is from RefSeq and is a predicted model, not a curated record. Lineage: Eukaryota; Metazoa; Arthropoda; Insecta; Coleoptera; Staphylinidae.